GGAAUGUAAAACAGCUUUGAAGAGAACCAAGGAAAAAAGUUGAUAGAAGCACGAUUGAUAUCAUACUACACAAAGAAGCUGCAAAAGUCAACCAUUUUAGAGAGUCAGCAGCAGAGAAUCUGUGCCUAAAUGAUCCUGAAUCACUUGCACGAGCUUCAAUGUGAAAAACAUCUUCUAGAGGGAUUGGAGAAUUUCUUCAAUCAAAAGAAUGGCCAUAAGCGUGGGCACAUUCUACAGGCUAAUGGUACAUAAAUUUAUGAUGCAUCUGUCUAGAUUUGAAUCUUAAAAAUUUAAUCUCUACAAAAUUGAGUCCUUCUCAUGAAAGCGUCAUCCAAAAGAUGCUUCAAUAAUAUAUAGCUCGUGAGACACCUGAGCCCAAAAGGCAAUCAAGAUUCGAACACAUAAAGAACAAAUCAUAAUCACUUUAAUAAUUAAAUGGUGGUCGAGUUGUGCGCCAAGAAUAUAUAUCACCGGUUGAGUACAUGCGAAAAUUAAAGACUUGUUUCGGACAUGCUCUUCAUCCAGACAAUUAAGAUCAGGAGGAUCCAUACAUACCAGUGUAUAAUGUAAUAUAUGACAGGUAAAACAUGAUAUGUAGACUAUUUAGAACCGGUUAGUUAUUGUUGACUGGAGAUGAUUUAGGAUUGAUAAAGAUAUGGUCAGCAUCCAAUGGGUUGUUAUUGCAAUCAUUGAAAGGUCACACAAUGGCAAUAAAUUCAAUGGAUAUUAGUUAUUGUAACAAAUAUUUGGCAUCUUGUAGUAAUGAUGGUCUGGUGAUCGUUUGGGAUAUUUAGAUUGGUAAACCUGUAGCAGCACUAAAAGUACAUAUAUGCUGUAUUGAAAUAGGAAGCUUAAGAUGAUCCGAUAUUAGUUUUGGUGUUUUAUCAAAGUAAUUCAGAAAAUGUAAACUAUUUGACUGUUGCAAGUGAGAAGGGUUAUGUUUAUAUCUAUGAUGUAUAGGAUUUGAUUAAAUGCAAUGGGAGCAUAUUGGGCACAUAGUUCAAUACGAAAAUUAAGUAAUCUGCCAUUAAACAUGAGGCAGAUAUCAUUAGAUUGAAUGUGAAUUACAAUAAAUCAAAUAAAGGCAAGGUAAAUGGGAUAUUGUGUAUGGAAUUCAAUAAGCAGGGAUAUUUGGCAAUGGGAACAGAUUAAGGCGAAAUAAUAAUCUUUGAUAAACCAGAAAAUCUGUCAAAAGCAAUAAACAAAGUGGAAUGGAGAGAACAUUCUGGCACAGUUCAUUUGGCUCGUUGGUCUAAGGAUGGUGAUCAAUUGUUAACUGCAUCUUUUGAUGGAAGUGCUCGAUUAUGGAAGUGGUAAGAAGGAGGAAUUGCAGCCAAUCAACAUAACAGAUCAUAAGUGUUAUUGAAGUAUAAAUCUACGGAAGGGAGAAGAGUAGGCGAAAUCUAAUGUUUUGCUAUUGCUUGGUCUGCCAAAAGUACUUAUGCUUUGGCUUCAUUUAGUAAGAAAUUGAAGAAGAAAGGAGAUGAGGAAAAAUCAAAGACUCAAAUUCAAGUGUAUUCAACACAUGAGAAUUAAGUCAUUCAUUGUAUGGAUUAAGAGAGUUUAUCAUAAUUGAAAUUGGAUUCUCAUGUUGUGUUUUUGGAAGCUCAUCCUAUUUUUGAGGAAGUGGCACUGUCAGCUGAUGAAAAUGGAUUAAUUAUUUUAUGGAAUGUCCAAAAAGGAAUACCUCUAAAAGUGUUUCAUGAAAGAGGAUAUCAUUUGAAAUUACCAAAUUUAGAGGUUCCUUUGAAAGAUGGAUGUUUCAGUCCAAAUGGAAUGACUUUUGUAGUAUCUACCGAUUAUGGGUCAUUUUCUAUUUAUGGUUAUGGAGUGCAAGAGAUCUUCGAUUAAACUCCUGUUGAAUAGUUUUAUGUAUCAGAUUCUGAACAUCCAAUAAUAGAUGAGUCCGAUGGAUUUAGAGUUAUGGCAUUAGAUUCUGAUAUGGAAUUUUGUUAUGUGGAUAGGGGAAGUAUUUGCAAUUUCUAUAGAAUGCCAUACCAUUAUCAUUUCUAGAAUAAUUUUAAGACUCUCUUUCCCUAUUUGAUAUCUUAAGAUUAUCAAGGCAAAAAGAGUGUCAAUCUCUAGAAACCAAAGUUAUUUACUUAUAUACAAAUGUCCAAAGGAAUAACCAUAGACAACAUGAAAAAUGAAGAAAUGUUUUAAGGCUACUUUGCAGAGAUGAAGUAAAUGGAAAUUAAAAUAAUUCAUGAUAUUAAAGAAUAAAUGAGAAUUUAAGAUCAAGUUAGAAUUUAAAAAUUAGAAGGUGAAAUAAUUGAUGUAGCCAAUCAACCAAUUCCAGAAAGAUCACCUUCUAAUCAUAAUGUCAAAUUAAUCAAAAAGACUGAGCAAAAGUCAGGGGAAUUAAUUAAGAGGGCUUUAAUUAAGGAUGAUGAAGAUAGUAGCUCAUAAAUAUCAUAGUAAGUGGCUCAGCAAUCAAUUAAUAAUAAUAAUGAAUCUAAAAAGUAGAGUCAAAGAAGAAAAAAAGUAAUCGAAAGUGAAAGUGAAAGCGAAGAAAAAAUAAGCAAAUAAAGUAACUAAAAUAUGAAGGAAGAUGCUCAAAUAGAAUAGUCUCCUUUAUUGACAAGAUCAAGAAGAAAUCAAAGAAACUAAUAAAGUAGACUAGUCAUCCUGAACAGUCAUCGACAACAAAACGAUCUAAGACGAAAUAGGUCAUAAGUAACAGAAUAAUGUACUAGAUGCAGAAUUUUAAUGGAUAAUGUUGUUCGCUGUCCUGAAUGUAAGUCUGCAUUUCAUUAGGAGUGCAGUGAGAUACGUCUAUUCGUAAGUGAAUUAGAUUUUGGAACUCAAAAAAGAAUUUGUAUUAAUUGUAUGGCAUAAUUUCAACGAAAAAAAUAAGCUUAAACUAGACAAGGUGAUCAUGUGAGAGAUAAAUAUUUAACCGAUGAUACCAAUUCCCCUUAGAUUGGAGAUGAUGUAAUAUUCUUUACCAAAGGAUAUGAAUAAUAUCUUUAAAAAUGUCUACAAAAUUUAGAUUUGUCAGAAUUAUCAAUUGAUUCUGCAUCCAAAAAAACUAUUGUCUUUCCAGGAGAUGUUCUAACCGAUUAAGAGUCAGCCAAUUUCGCAUAUUGCAAAGUCCUCAACAUAAAUUACAUUUUCCCUGUCAUCAAUACAGUCUUUAAAAGACAAGUUAAUUAAAACUCCUAUAUCAUACAAGUUUUUGAGCUUCAAACAAAGGAUCUUAUCUUCAAAUGCUUCUACUCGUAUGAUUGCGAUCCAUAUCUUAUUCUAGAGGAAUCUUAUGCAUCUAGUGUAAGAUAAAUUCGUCCUUAUUUGAAUCAACAACAACUAAGCUUCCAAACUGAUGCUGAUAAGGACAAUGGAUUUGGCCAUCAAUACCAAUUUAUUGCUUAAGAAACUCCAGAUGUUUAUUUACAUGCCAGUGAUUGGCAAGUCUUAAAAUGCAAGAGGAUUAGUGACGACACUUAUCAACUAAGAAAUCAAAAAAGUAUGAUUGCUUAUUGUCAUCUAAAUUUCUGGGAAAUUGCCUCAAUGGUCAAUAAAUCUAAUAAACCUAUCGAAAUUUAAGGAGCUUCCUUAUAAUCUGCUUUAACUACUAAUGAGGCUCAACAAAUUAAUAAAGAUAUUAAUGCUAUGAUAAAAAAGUAAACCAAGAUUUCCUUUUUCUUCUCCAAUGAAGUAGAUGUCCAACAGUACCCAGAAUACUUAGAUUUUGUUCCAUUAAUGAGUUACAUCACACUCAUUCAAAGAAGGUAAUUGUAUAAUUUGAUAUUAAGAUUGGAGAAUGAUUUUUAUAGGAGUAAGGAUUAGAUCUUAAAUGAUGUCGAAAGAAUUCGAAGCAAUGCUUAUAUAUUUAAUCCACCUAAAUCCGAAGUCUGUGAAUUAGCAGAUAAAUUAGCCAACAUCUUGCAUUCAAUAGUAAAUGGUGAUCAAAUUCAAAAACAACAAGUGAUAAUAUAAGUUAGAGAAAUAUAAACGAGAAAAAAAAAAAAAUUAUUUUGA
This is a messenger RNA of Paramecium octaurelia, 3981 nucleotides long. The record is from the annotation of a GenBank genome assembly. Lineage: Eukaryota; Ciliophora; Oligohymenophorea; Peniculida; Parameciidae.